This is a messenger RNA of Acanthoscelides obtectus, 1360 nucleotides long. The record is from the annotation of a GenBank genome assembly. NCBI's taxonomy places the organism in Eukaryota, Metazoa, Arthropoda, Insecta, Coleoptera, Chrysomelidae.
GUGGGAGUACGUCAUGCACGUAUGUGUCUGUGUCAUGUUUUGUGAUCCACGUCACCUAUUAAAAAAACUACAUUUCUGGUUACAUUUUAAAAACAGUAUAAUAAUGCAUUUACCGAAGUGAUACAUUUUUUAGAUUUAUGAAACGGAAAGCAAGAAUGAAAGUGAGAAAUGGAUACACUGUACAAUCAGACAAACUUGCUGAUUCAGCAAACACAAUACAGCUUCCAGUCAUUAGAAGGUAGCUCAAAGAAUGCAGUGGAAAUUGAAAAGGAAAUUCAGGAUAAAAUCAACUUGAUCAACAAGUAAGCAAGCUAAUGUUAUGUUGCAUAGUUCACUCUCACAAUAGAUCAUUACCUUUAAACUUAAAGUCGUUGUAAGAGUAACUCAAACAAAAUAAUCAUAACAUUGUUUUAUACAGCAACUGCAUGAAACUAGACCUGUAUGUAAUGAAAAUACCUGUAGACCAACGCCCUAGUGCCAAAAUGCGAUGUGACCAGUUAAAAUAUGAUGCUAAGCAUUUACAGGCAGCUCUUACAGCAUGUCAACAAAAGAGAGCUAGACGUGAGCAAGCUACUUCAGAACGUGAUCAGCUGUUGAGCAGACGAUUCACCGCCAAUCCUGACGUAACAGCCAUCAACAUUGACUACAGUCUGCAACACCAGACUUCACUACAUAAUGCAAACAGGGGUGUUGAUGAAAUGUUGCACACGGGUGCAAAUGCGUUGGACAGCCUCAGGUCACAGAGGAAUACACUGAAAGGAGCACAAAGACGGAUUAUGGAUAUGGCAAAUACACUAGGGCUGAGUAACCAUACUAUGAAGCUGAUAGAAAAACGGGCCAAAGAAGAUAAGGUGAUACUGUUGUUAGGCGUUGCUAUUACACUCAUUGUUAUUGUGUUGGUCAUUAUUUAUUUUACAUGAUUAAGCUUAAAUAUAUAUGUUCACAUUCCUAAUAUAUUGUAUGUAUAUUUUCAUUAUGAAACAACUAUGAAGUCAGAGCCUAAAUAUCAAAAUACCGCGACUGCUAAAAAGAUGUUAUUUUCCAUAUAUUAGAAAAUAACAAGCCUGAUGGGUUUCUUUAGCAGCCACUGAUUAUCUGACAACGUGAGGAACAUUAUUAAGGAAGGCUAUACUUUUUUCGCUCCCAUACUGGAAAUAAUUUGUUUCAUCGUGUUUUUGGUUUUAUUCCUACAAAUACGUGGAAUGAAGAAAAAAUACACGGUAAAACAAUAAUUUUAUAUUAACUUUAUCUUUUUAAAAGCACACAUUUUACAUAAAAUAGAAUUCUACCGAUAAAAAUAAUUACAAUGUAUGUAUAGUAAUAAUAGAUGCCAUCUAAUCUUUGCUAAGCAAAAUGUGAG